Molecule: messenger RNA, 420 nt
Organism: Sordaria macrospora k-hell
Lineage: Eukaryota; Fungi; Ascomycota; Sordariomycetes; Sordariales; Sordariaceae
Product: 60S ribosomal protein uL14
Biological process (GO): translation
Cellular component (GO): cytosolic large ribosomal subunit; ribosome
Molecular function (GO): structural constituent of ribosome; large ribosomal subunit rRNA binding
Source: RefSeq, a predicted model, not a curated record
AUGGCCAAGCUUUCUCGUGGUGCCCCCGGUGGCAAGCUCAAGAUGACCCUGGGUCUCCCAGUCGGUGCCAUCAUGAACUGCGCGGACAACUCCGGUGCCCGUAACCUUUACAUCAUCUCCGUCAAGGGUAUCGGUGCUCGUCUCAACCGCCUCCCCGCUGGUGGUGUCGGCGACAUGGUCAUGGCCACCGUCAAGAAGGGCAAGCCUGAGCUCCGCAAGAAGGUCCACCCCGCCGUCAUCGUCCGCCAGUCCAAGCCCUGGAAGCGCUUCGACGGUGUCUUCCUCUACUUCGAGGACAACGCCGGUGUCAUCGUCAACCCCAAGGGUGAGAUGAAGGGUUCCGCCAUUACCGGCCCCGUCGGUAAGGAGGCUGCUGAGCUUUGGCCCCGUAUUGCCUCCAACUCCGGUGUCGUCAUGUAA